AUGGAGCCGUCCACAGCGCCCGUUGCUGAUCUAGCCGAUCUUUACUCCGUUAUCCCGUUUAAUGUCACCUUUCCGGACGACACAAUGAGUUUCGUGCCCAACGGCAACUACACAGAGCAGGCACAGGCUCGGAGCCCCGCCGGUAUGAUAAUAGCCAUCUCCAUCACGGCUCUCUACUCCGUGAUCUGUGUGGUGGGACUUCUGGGCAACAUCCUUGUUAUGUACGGGGUGGUGAGAUACACUAAGAUGAAGACCGCCACCAACAUCUACAUCUUCAACCUGGCUCUGGCAGAUGCUCUGGCCACGAGCACGCUGCCCUUCCAGAGCGCCAAGUACCUGAUGAACACCUGGCCUUUCGGGGAGCUCCUGUGCAAGGUGGUCAUCGCCAUCGACUACUACAACAUGUUCACCAGCAUCUUCACCCUGACCAUGAUGAGCGUGGACCGCUACAUCGCCGUGUGCCACCCCGUGCGUGCCCUGGAGUUCCGCACGCCUGCCAAGGCCAAGAUGAUCAACGUGCUGAUCUGGGUCUUGUCCUCGGCCAUCGGUGUGCCUAUCAUGGUCAUGGCUGUGAUCAAGGAGUCAGACAGUGGUAAAACUAUGUGUAUGCUGAAGUUCCCUGACCCUGACUGGUACUGGGAUGGGGUAACCAAGAUCUGUGUGUUCCUCUUUGCCUUUGUGGUGCCCGUCCUGGUGAUCACCAUCUGCUACGGCCUGAUGAUCCUGCGGCUGAAGAGCGUGCGUCUGCUCUCCGGCUCCAAGGAGAAAGAUCGCAACAUGCGCCGCAUCACCCGCAUGGUCCUGGUGGUGGUGGCGGCCUUCAUCGUCUGCUGGACGCCCAUCCACAUCUUCAUCAUCGUCAAGACCUUGGUGGACAUCAACACCAGGAACCCGUUGGUGGUGGCCAGCUGGCACCUGUGCAUCGCCCUGGGCUACAUCAACAGCAGCCUCAACCCCGUCCUCUAUGCCUUCCUGGAUGAGAACUUCAAGAGGUGCUUCAGGGAUUUCUGCCUGCCCUGCCGGACCCAGGUGAACCAGAACAACCUGUCUACAGCUCGGAACGCCACCCAGGAGCCUGUCUCUGUCUGCGUGCCCUCGGGGGUGGGGAAGAAGCCGGUAUGA
This is a messenger RNA of Hypomesus transpacificus, 1122 nucleotides long. RefSeq names its product opioid receptor, delta 1a (gene oprd1a). Gene Ontology annotation, cellular component: membrane; neuron projection. Lineage: Eukaryota; Metazoa; Chordata; Actinopteri; Osmeriformes; Osmeridae. The coding region runs from base 1 to 1122 and encodes 373 amino acids. The transcript is spliced from 3 exons. Gene Ontology annotation, molecular function: G protein-coupled enkephalin receptor activity; neuropeptide binding. Gene Ontology annotation, biological process: G protein-coupled opioid receptor signaling pathway; neuropeptide signaling pathway. The record is from RefSeq and is a predicted model, not a curated record.